GCAUACCUGUCCCGCGCCCUGCAGCACCUGGACGAGUUUGCAGCAGCACACCCCGAGCUGCCAGCAGCCGCACUGUCGCAGCGCCUAAAGGCGGCCCAUGGCAUCGACCUGGGGGUGCUGCGGGCGCGCGCCGAGCUCGUGACGCGCGGGCUGCGGGAGUGCGAGGAUGACGAGGGGUGGCGGCUGGUGCAGGACGACCCAAACGGCCUCAGACUGUUGUACAGGCAGGGUCCCCAGACCGCGACCACCCACUGCUUCAAGGCCGGCUGCGUCCUGGAGUGCGAGCUGCACGAGCUGCUGUCAAUGGCGCGCGAAUUCGACCUGAUCUCAUCUCUGGUGGAGCUGCUGGUGUAUGCUAGCGUCUGGCUGCCCUGGCCCUUUGCAGAGAGGGACGUCCUCAUACAGGCGGUCGGCAUUGACGUGCUGGCUGAGGACGGCAGUCUGGCCAUAUCAUUCUCAUCACCAGAAGGCGGCUUGCCGUCCGACGUCGCAGCGCCGGCAGGCUACGCCGCCAGGACCCACGUGGAGAUUCUGCCCGGCAGCUGCAUGCGGCUGGAGCCGCUGCCGCCCAAGGAGGCCGGCGGGCGGCCGCGCACCAAGGUGGUGGUGGUCACCAUGCUUGAUAGCGGCCAGUGGGUGCCCGAGGCCAUCAUCACAUUCGUGCUCAUGGUGUUUGCCCCCUUCUUCUUCAGCGCCGUGACCAAGGUGGUCAACACGAGCUUCCUGGACCCCUCCGCGCCCCUCAUGCAGCGGAUUGGGGAGCGGCCGGAGCUCUACGGGGAGAUGCUGCAGCGGGUGGCGCACUUUCUGGAGGGGCACCCCGACGCGCCGUGA
Messenger RNA from Monoraphidium neglectum, 834 nucleotides. RefSeq lists its product as hypothetical. The transcript is spliced from 9 exons. The annotation marks the transcript as partial. NCBI's taxonomy places the organism in Eukaryota, Viridiplantae, Chlorophyta, Chlorophyceae, Sphaeropleales, Selenastraceae. The record is from RefSeq and is a predicted model, not a curated record.